Molecule: messenger RNA, 444 nt
Organism: Alternaria viburni
Lineage: Eukaryota; Fungi; Ascomycota; Dothideomycetes; Pleosporales; Pleosporaceae
Exons: 2
Coding region: 1-444 (147 amino acids)
Source: RefSeq, a predicted model, not a curated record
AUGGCCCCAUUUUGCCAACGCCCAACACAACUCAACAUCAACGUGUUGAUCCAGUUCCCCUUCCUCGACAAUUUCACCAAGGCGACUGGAUUUGUCGGAUCAUUUGGGUGUGGCACCAAGCAGCAGAGACUCUCCAUCACAUCAGACCCACUCAAGGCGAACCCGGGUGAGAAUCUUUCAACUCUGAGAGAAGGAAUAUCGGAUGCCGCGACGCACUGGAUUGACAUUACCCGAAAUGCACUGGUGCAAAACAGUGAGAACAUAGCUGAUCCAGUUCGACAAAUCGCCAUCACCACGGCCCCGCUGAUAUCGCCUGGUCACCUCUCGUGGAAGCGCUAUGUUACGCAUUCUUCAAUCCGACAAAUCUACAAAGAUUCCUGGCACUCUUCUGGUCUUGCUGGUAUCCUAACUGGCCCACAAUACAUGCGCCGACUUUCAAAAUGA